Messenger RNA from Didymella exigua CBS 183.55, 1169 nucleotides. RefSeq names its product proline iminopeptidase. The transcript is spliced from 5 exons. The coding region runs from base 75 to 1052 and encodes 325 amino acids. Gene Ontology annotation, molecular function: aminopeptidase activity. Gene Ontology annotation, biological process: proteolysis. The record is from RefSeq and is a predicted model, not a curated record. NCBI's taxonomy places the organism in Eukaryota, Fungi, Ascomycota, Dothideomycetes, Pleosporales, Didymellaceae. Gene Ontology annotation, cellular component: cytoplasm.
CAUAAACAUACAUACAAAGCGCUUGUGACCGACUCGUCACAUCGCUUGCCUCGCGAAGCAUUGUUGCAACCAUCAUGGCGCAGGCACCGGAAGUACAAGGCUACGAGCACGAAGACGCUUGGGAUGUCAGUUGGCUGAGGGUCGACGAGACCCAUGAGCUUUACUAUGAGCAGUACGGUCUGAAGGAUGGAAAAGCAGUGAUCUACCUGCACGGAGGUCCUGGUGGUCACAUCAGCAAAGGAAACACAGCUUUCUUCAACCCAGAGCACUAUCGCGUGGUCUUGCUUGACCAGCGUGGGUGCGGACAGUCGCGACCGAACGCCAGCACUGUAAAUAACACAACCUGGCAUCUGGUGUCUGACAUCGAAAAGCUCAGAGAACAUCUUGGCGUCAAGAAAUGGCAUUUAGUCUUCGGUGGGUCCUGGGGCUCGACACUAGCGCUCGCAUACGCCCAAGCACACCCUUCGUCCGUUGGCUCAAUGGUACUGCGAGGCAUCUUCGCGUUCCGUGCGCUUGAGCUGAAGUGGACGACCUUUGCAGGAGGAGCGAGCUUCGUCUUCCCAGACCAUUACGAUGAGUUUAUUAGCUUUCUUCCUGAAGAGGAACGAGCUGAUCAUGUGGCUUCAUACCACAAGCGAUUGAUGUCCGAGGAUGAGAGCAUCAGCCAUCCUGCCGCGAGAGCCUGGAAUAAGUGGGAGGUCUCCAUCAGCACUUUGUAUCCAAAUAUCAAGGGGCUAGCUCAGCUCGAUGAUGCAUCGUACAAUCUCGCACACGCGAGGACGGAAGCCCAUUAUUUCACGAAUCGGGGAUGGCUGGAAGAAGGCCAGCUCCUGAGGAAGGAAAAUAUUGACAAGAUUCGUCACAUUCCUACCACCAUCGUGCAGGGCCGUUAUGAUACGGUCUGUCCACCCGUCACAGCUUGGGAGUUGCACAAGGCCUUCCCUGAAACAAAGCUACACUGGAUCUCAGACGCUGGGCACAGCGCAACGGAGCCGGGGACCAAGAACAAGCUGGUUGAAAUUUGCGAGGAGUAUUCCAGCCUCUCUCUAUAGAUGCGACCCUACAGGGGCGCAGAAGAUGGAACACUGCAACAUCUAGGUAGAUUCGUCAACAGGCCUGCAUAGUACUCACACUAGAAUACAUCAAAUCAAAGACCUGUGAAGUCACCC